Messenger RNA from Vigna angularis (adzuki bean), 1297 nucleotides. RefSeq lists its product as uncharacterized. Bases 233 to 1297 code for a protein of 354 amino acids. NCBI's taxonomy places the organism in Eukaryota, Viridiplantae, Streptophyta, Magnoliopsida, Fabales, Fabaceae. The record is from RefSeq and is a predicted model, not a curated record. The transcript has 6 exons.
CUUCUCAAGUUGUCGUUGAUAUCAAAGAAUCCUUUGACAGAUUUUGUCUUUGAGAAGAAGCCACGUGUUGAUGAUUUUAACCCAAUAAACCAGUCCUGGCUCGAGAGAGGAGAUGAAUCAUCUGAUGAAGGUAGAAAGAUAGUUGUGAGGGCACUGGCUGGUAAGAAAAUCAAAUGAAAAGAUUGUGUUUGCCGAUGCAGAGGAAGAUUUUGCUGACUUGCUUUUUAGUUUUAUGACUUUACCUUUGGGUGGAGUGUUGCAUAUGUUGGAAGGAGAAUCUUCUUUGAGCUGCAUAGAUAAAUUAUACAAGAGCAUUUCUGAACUGAGUCCUGAUAGAUAUUUAAGGUCACAGAGAGUCAAAGAGGAACUAGUUAAUGCUAAAUGUGCCCCUCAAUUCGCCAUCAAUGGCCAGAUAUUACCAAUUGGAGAGGUAUCCUUGCCUAAGUAUUGUUUCAAUACUUUAAGGGAUGGCCUUGUUGCUACUUCAACUACGCCUUCAUUGAAGAUUUGUGAUCCAAAGUCCUGUAUUGGGGAUUCAUGCAGUGGUAAAGGAUUUCCCAAAGGACCAUCAACGUUCAUGGUGACAGAUGACUUGGUUGUGACUCCGAUGUCAUCCAUUUCUGCGGUUUCUUAUCUAAAUAGGUCACAAGUUCCUUUCUCAGACUUGGAGGAAAGGGUCAUUAGCGUUGGUGUGAAGGAGGGAUUGGCCAUACUAAAAGCUUCCUUAACCUCAACAUCUGCUUUGACACAAAGUUUGGCAAAGCUGACCUGCGAUUGUGAAACCACAGUAGCUGAAAAUGCAACUCGAUCCGGAGAUCAAGAUCACACAGUUUCCCUCAAAGUUCUGGUAGACAAAGAGAAAAACAAAGUUGUGUUUACUGAGGCAGGAAAAGAUUUUCUGGAUGUUCUACUGAGUUUUUUAACAUUGCCUUUGGUGACUAUUGCUAGACUCGUGGCUAAGGAGUCCAAUGUAGCUGACUUGCUCAAGUUUUCAUUGAUCUCAAGGACCCCUACGACAGAUUUAAUCCUAAGAAAGAAGCAAUAUCUUGGAUCAGUGAUGUACAUGGUGACAGAUCACUUGGUUAUGACUCCAAUGUCCUCCAUUAAUGUUGUUUCAUAUCUAAAAACACUAAAUGUACCACGUUUUGACUUGGAGGAAAGGGUCACUACAAUUGGUUCGAAGGAGGGUCUUGGGCUAUCGAAAGCUUCAUUGACCUCAACAUUUGCUUUGACAGAACGUCUUAAACACUUGAUAAGACCCAUUCCAUCUUGUUUGAAGCUGUAUACAGGAUUCUAA